Diaporthe batatas is the source of this 4583-nucleotide messenger RNA. Its product is annotated as U6 snRNP complex subunit PRP24. Bases 1072 to 4365 code for a protein of 1097 amino acids. Gene Ontology annotation, biological process: RNA processing. NCBI's taxonomy places the organism in Eukaryota, Fungi, Ascomycota, Sordariomycetes, Diaporthales, Diaporthaceae. Gene Ontology annotation, molecular function: protein binding; mRNA binding. The record is from RefSeq and is a predicted model, not a curated record. Gene Ontology annotation, cellular component: cytosol. The transcript is spliced from 2 exons.
AUCAGACAUUUGGCCUCUAACUGCAGUCCCGGGUUAACUGACGGGCAGGCAGGCAGGCAGGCAAGGUACAGGCAGGCAGUACUUGCGCUAUCCUCCUGCACCGCGUGGCUCUGCACAGCUCAGCACAGCUCAGCACAGCACCAGCGAUACUUACUGACUGCCUGACUGACUGCAAGCGGCACACGCUCAUCACUCGUCACUCGUCACCCGUCACCCAUCUUCACUCAACACUCGUCUCACCACCUGGGUCACCCAUUCUGUCGCAGUUGCUACUGCCAUUGCCCUUGCCGUUGCGUUACAUUUGCGGUCGGCCGGUGUCGUCUGGUGGCAGCCCUCCGUACUCUGCGCUCGGUACUCUGUCUGCACUCCGUACUCCGUACUCCGUACUCGUCUACCUAAGUACCCUUCCUCUCCCGUGCCUGCGCUUGCGCCUGCGCCUGCACCAGCACCAGCACCAGCACCUGCACCUGCACCAAAUUUUUCUCGUCUGUUCUAGGACUGCGUCCCACCUUUUCCCACCUUUGGCUCCCAAAAUCCACGUUCACCUUGUCCCGUAGGCUCCAUUAUCAGAUGGUGCGAUUUCUUCAUCUUCCCCCAUCUCUAUUUUCCUGUCGUGACGUGGACGAGGAGGAAGACUGGCCGCCUGACACCGACGACUCUGACUCCCGCGCCCGCGACCGCGACCACCACCACCACCACCGUCGCCUGCACCACCCUCACAACCACAACCACCAGGUCGCAACCGCCCGCCUCCAGUCCUAACGAGGUACUGCGUGCAACCUCUCGUUGUUUGCGCCUCGCAGCGCCCUUGGCCAAGUGGGACUUCACAGUACACGACGAGAAGUCUCAUCCCACUCCUUGCAGCACAACCACCCAUCGCCCCCGGUCGCAAUUCCGUCCCCUCCCUCCCUGCCUCGCCCGUCCCGUCCCGUCACGUCACGGCACGGCAGCUUGUCGUCACCCCGAGGCCGGGUCACCUCGCAAACCAACCACGCCCACACGCACACCUCUGCGCCCCCCCCCCUCCUGCUCGCUGCACCGCCGACCUCUCAACCACCCAGAGCCGCCGCCAUGGCUAACGGGCCUCAUGCACAGCCAGUCGGCGAGGACGCCUGGCUCGCAUUGAUCGAAGAGGAGUCGCGCGCCAAGGCAAGAGACAUCUCCAAUCGCGUCGACAUCCUCGAGCGCUACAAACAGGCGGUCAAUGCCGAGUAUGGCAGCCUCAGGAUAUGGAUCGCGUAUUGCGACUACUUCUGGUCGCUCUAUGUCGAGUGCAAUUCCUACGCCAACAACGGCUACCGCCUGUCGCAUGAAGAGAAGCUCAUUGGUCGUGAGAUAUUCUCCCUCGACGCCGCGCUGUCGCUAUGGCAGCAGGGCUACGAGUCCGUCAGGUAUCGGCUGAGCGACAGCCACGAACUCUGGAAUCGAUGGGUUGCAUUGGAGAUGGAGCUGCUGUCGAGUACUCGGACUAACCAAGGAGUGCAACGCAUCACGCAUCUCUUCAAGAACCGGCUGCAGACACCCCACAAGACCUGGGACGACACCUCGCAGAUGUUCUCUACCUUUCUCUCCGAAUACAACAGGGCAGAGUACGAAAGCACAAUGCAGGACAUUUCCAGUAGCACCCAAGAGACGAGGAAGAUCUGGGACGACCGAGAGACGUUCGAGAUCAAGUUGAACAGGGCAAGGGCCGAUGGGAAACUCGACGAGGAAAAGACCGUCAUGCGAGAGUACCUGGGCUGGGAGAUGAGACAGAAUAGAAGCAAAGAUGCCUUUCACCAGGGACUGCUGGUUGAGAUCUGCCUAGGCCUUUACUCGCGUGCUCUGACUGGCAUCUUCUCUAGAGACGACGGCAUUUGGACCGAUUACGUCGUCUGGGUCUCAUCUCUGCACACUGUCUUCAGUGCCGACCGGUCCCAGGCGAACGACAUGUUGCGUAUCCUGCCCAACCUCUUGAACACGCUCCAGCGCGCAGUCUCUCACUGCCCCUGGGCCGGCACAUUGUGGGCGCGCUACAUCCUCAGCGCCGAGGAGGCCGGACUCUCGUACGACCGCGUCGAACAAAUAAAGCACGCUGCCACCUCCAGCUCUCAGCUCGACCGAGACGGCAUGGCUAGCGUCAUCGACCUGUAUGCAGCCUGGUGUGGCUUCUUGAAGCGCCGGGCCAUGAAUCCGAACGCGACAGACGAGGACGCGGACGUGGCCGAGAUUGGGUUGACCGCCGCCUUGGAGGACGUGCAAGUGUGGGGAAAGCGGCUGUACGACAACGAGUAUAAAGGCGACCCGAACUUCCGCCUGGAGCGCAUCCUCGUCCAAUACUUGACCGAGAAGAAGGUCACGGUCGACGAGGCGCGCAACUACUGGAACCAGCUGGCCAAGAAGAGCAUCUAUGCCGACAGCUACAACUUCUGGCUGACCUUUUACAUGUGGGAGAUGUCCAUCUUCCAGACACACAAGGCGAUGAACGGUCGGAGCCCAACGCCUGCUUCGUUGGCGUCACGAGGCUCCCGGAUCCCGACAUUGGCAACAAGCAUACUGGCCCGCGCGGUGCAGCGGCGCACACUGGACUGGCCGGAGAAGCUCAUGGAAAUAUACGUGCAGCACUGUAACGACUACGAGCCGCCCGAAGCCGUUCGCCGCGCCAACGAUACCGUGCACAAGGGGUUAAAGGCUGUCGCCGAGCGGAGACAGGAGGAACAAGCGGCAGCCUACUCUGCGCAGAUGGCACAGUACCAAGAACAGGCGCAGGCAUCAUCAGCUGUUGCUGACCAGUCAAUGCAAGAGAUCUCGAGCAAACGGGUCAAACAGCAAGACGCGGAAGCCGAACAGCAACGCUUGAAACGCGACCGCGAGAACACGUCGGUCUUUGUGACCAAUUUGCCCCCUCCCCCGGAGGGAACUCAGACCAAGGUCAGGCAAUACUUCCGCGAGUACGGGCACAUCAACAACAUUGUCUUCAAGACCGAGGCCAGCGGCCAAUCAGCUGUGGCUCUCAUCGAGUUCGCAACUCCGGAGGAGCUGCAAUCCGCGCUGCUUCGGGACGGGAAGUAUUUUGGCCAGCAGCAAAUCACGGUGCUUCCUGCGACAGGGACCACCCUGUACGUCACGAAUUACCCCCCGCUCGCCGAUGAUUCGUUUAUCCGAAACCUAUUUAAAGAUUGCGGCGAGAUCUUCUCGAUAAGGUGGCCAAGCCUGCAAGCCAAUAGCCAUCGCCGAUUCUGCUACGCGACAUUUCGCGAUGCAGAGGGGGCGGCGAAAGCAACCAGACUCGACGGGAAGCUUCUGGAGGGCAAGUACAAGCUCGUGGCCAAGUACUCGGACCCCCAAAACAAGAAGAAUCGGGAAGGUCCUCAAGAAGAGGGACGUGAAGUCCAUGUCACCAAUGUCCCUGAGCAGGUGACAGAGGCAGAACUGAAGACCAUGUUUGAGAAAUAUGGCACUGUCCAGCGUGUUCGCAUUCUAGUCACCAAGACCGGCCACAGUCGUGGUUCCGCCUUUGUGGUAUUCCAGACAAAAGAGCAGGCCCAGGAGGCUGUUGCGGAGCUGAACCAGACAAAGCUCAGAAACAACAUCCUCAAGGUGGAGAAAUCUGUUGCCAAGAACUUCAAGCCUGUGUCUAGAGCUGGGCCUUCAAUGUCGCCCUCGCCGGGCCCAAGCGGUGCGAAGGACACCGAGGGUGACAAUGCCAUGCUAGACUACGACGAUGAAAAGUCCAAACCCAAGGAGUCCAAGGAGGCGGGACGGACGUUCGCGCUCAUGGGCUUGCCCGACACAAUGAAUGACGCCCGCGUCCAGGCCCUUGUGGAAGCACACGGCCAGCUUGCCAAGCUCACGCUUCGCCAUGAUCACGGUGGCGCCAUCCUUGAAUUCGUCGAUGCAGCUGCGGCGGGAAAGGCUCAACUGUCUCUGGAUGGAAUUGAGGUCGAAGACCGGAAGCUCAAGACUGGAUCCGUGUCCGAGCUCUUUCAGGAGAAGGGCGAAGUCAGGAUCGACCGUGUCGACCAGAAGCCGGCUGCACCGGCUCCUGCUCAGAACAGUAAGAGCAAGGUUUCCAGUGCGAUGAUGCCACCUCCGUCGACCAUGAUACGUCGACCGGUGCUGGGGUCCAAGGGGCAGAAACGCGGCCUUGGAUUCAGCGGCGUCAUCAACAAGGAGCAGAAAGCAGAGCCAUCGUCGUCAGCUCCCACGACCAACGGAGAAAACGGCGUCGCAUCUGGCACAUCUAGCGGCGGAAUGAAGAGCAACGCUGAUUUCCGGACGCUUUUACUGGGCAGUGGACCCAAAAAGGAUGACGGGGCACCAUCGAAUGCAGACACAAAAGCUGUCGAUAAUGGAGGAGUUGACGCAGAUGGGAAAGACAACUAGCGGUUGUGGUGUGAAUGAUGCUCUACAUAUUUUUAUGCCUUUGUACGAUAACUAAGCUACGGUUUGAAGGGCCGCGUCGCGGCCACCGCCAGUGUCCCUAUCAGUUGAAGGGGGUGGGGCCCAGAGCCAAAUCGACGAUGGCAGAGUGGGAGGGUGUUUCUUAUUGCUUAUACCCCGAGCUGAAGAAGAAUUGAAAAUCGAACCAAAUUAGCUGUCAA